CAUUGAUAAAAUAAAUGUACGGCCGAUUUCGCAUUUGAAGGCAGAUUUUCGCAGAACGUUUGACUGAACGGUUGUGUUGACUGCAAGAGAUAUAAAAGUGACGCAGACGCAGUGUGUGUGAACGAGGAAGCAUUACGUUUAACUAUUAACUGAUUACAUAAUGGCGCAAAAAGUACUACGAAAUGUGACGCACUGCAUCUUUGAUAUGGACGGCCUGUUGCUGGACACUGAGCGAAUUUAUGAGGAAGUCACUAGGCAAAUAGCGGGCAGUUAUGGCCGUCAAUAUACAGUGGCGACACGUUUCCACCUGAUGGGCACUACGGAUCAGCGUUCCGCCGAAAUUGCCAUCGAUGAGUGCCAAUUACCUCUGACAGUGCCCGAGUAUCUGAAGCGUUAUCACAAAAUGUGUAGCGAACGAAUGUCGAAUGUCCCAUUGCUAAAAGGUGCCGAGCGCCUUUUGCGUCAUCUGCAUGCAAACAAAGUGCCUUUUGCCCUGGCAACCAGCUCGGGCGCUGAAAUGGUCGAACUGAAGACGCGCAAGCACCGCGAACUCUUCGAUCUGUUCAAUCAUCGUGUGUGCGGCUCGUCGGACAAGGAGGUAAAGAAUGGCAAACCAGCGCCAGAUAUUUUCCUCAUUGCCGCCGAUCGGUUUGCGGAUAAACCCGAGCCCGCCAACUGUUUGGUGUUUGAGGAUUCUCCGAAUGGCGUUACGGCUGGCGAGAGUGCUGGAAUGCAGGUGAUCAUGGUGCCGGAUUCCCGAUUGUCGCCGGAUCGUUGCUCUCAUGCGACGCAAGUGUUGAGCUCUCUGGAGGAUUUCCAGCCCGAGUUGUUUGGCCUGCCACCAUUUAAGAACUAAUUUAAUUAAUCGCUUUGUUGAUUGUCGACUAAUCAUGUGUACCUAAUGUCGCUAAAUGUCAUUACUAAAUUAAACAAAACAAAUAAUAUAGACAAUGUACUUACUACAAGUAUACAACAUAAAAUACAAGACAAAGUUUAAAA
This is a messenger RNA of Drosophila nasuta, 999 nucleotides long. It is a transcript of the gene Gs1l, whose product is annotated as pseudouridine 5'-phosphatase-like Gs1l. NCBI's taxonomy places the organism in Eukaryota, Metazoa, Arthropoda, Insecta, Diptera, Drosophilidae. The transcript has 4 exons. The coding region runs from base 161 to 856 and encodes 231 amino acids. The record is from RefSeq and is a predicted model, not a curated record. Gene Ontology annotation, molecular function: phosphatase activity.